Molecule: messenger RNA, 414 nt
Organism: Podospora pseudocomata
Lineage: Eukaryota; Fungi; Ascomycota; Sordariomycetes; Sordariales; Podosporaceae
Exons: 1
Coding region: 1-414 (137 amino acids)
Biological process (GO): protein depalmitoylation
Cellular component (GO): cytoplasm
Molecular function (GO): carboxylic ester hydrolase activity; palmitoyl-(protein) hydrolase activity
Source: RefSeq, a predicted model, not a curated record
AUGUGGACAUUGUUAUGCCAAGCAAGGCUUGACAGAAGACUGCGAGGGUUGGUAGCGACUAACACAUGGCUUCCGUUCGCCAAGAAUAUCGAAAAGAUUCUUGCUGGGAGAGGAAAUGCUUCACAGGACGACAGGUCUGAUUCGGAUGCUUUUGUGGAGAGCAUGACAUCGGCAUGGAUCACGGCACCAAGCCGCUCUCUCUUGUCAACACCUAUCUUUCUAGGCCACGGGACCGAUGAUGCUAUGUUUGAUGUUCAGCUCGGACGUGAGGCCAGAGAUGUGCUCUCCAAAGUAGGAUUUCGGGUUGAGUGGAAGGAGUACUUGGGUGCAGAGUUGGAAGGUCACUGGAUCAAGGUGCCAGAGGAGGUUGAUGAUAUCACGACCUUUCUGAAAAGAUAUACCGGCAGUGAUUAA